Messenger RNA from Atta colombica, 3857 nucleotides. RefSeq names its product ribosome biogenesis protein BMS1 homolog. Gene Ontology annotation, biological process: endonucleolytic cleavage of tricistronic rRNA transcript (SSU-rRNA, 5.8S rRNA, LSU-rRNA); maturation of SSU-rRNA from tricistronic rRNA transcript (SSU-rRNA, 5.8S rRNA, LSU-rRNA); ribosome biogenesis. NCBI's taxonomy places the organism in Eukaryota, Metazoa, Arthropoda, Insecta, Hymenoptera, Formicidae. Gene Ontology annotation, molecular function: U3 snoRNA binding; GTP binding; GTPase activity. The transcript is spliced from 3 exons. The record is from RefSeq and is a predicted model, not a curated record. Gene Ontology annotation, cellular component: 90S preribosome; nucleus. The coding region runs from base 105 to 3818 and encodes 1237 amino acids.
AGAGAUUUCAUGCUGCUGAAUCCAUUUGUGAUAUAACCUAAAUUGAAACGGAGGAUAUGUAAACACGUAUAGAAGAAAGAGCGAAAAGGGAAGAAGGUGCCAGUAUGUCGUCUAUGAUGGAUGAUACAGUGAAGCAUAAGAGUCAUAGGGACCGCAAUGCGGGCCGUAAGGCAGAGAAGAAGAAAACGAAGAAGGAACAUGUUCAGGAAUUAUCAGAUAAGCAGAGAAAUCCAAAAGCGUUCACUUUCAAUUCCGCGAUCAGAGCAGAAAGAAGAUUCAGACGGAAACAGGACAUCGAAACUAAAAAGCAGCACAUACCUCUUGUUGACAGAACGCCUUUGGAGCCACCACCGGUCUUAGUAGCUGUAGUUGGUCCACCGAAGGUGGGAAAGUCACUGGUCAUACAAUGCUUGAUCAAAAGCUACGUCAAACAACCGUUGACCAACAUACUUGGUCCAGUCACUAUUGUAUCAGGCAAGAAACAAAGAAUCACCUUCAUAGAAUGCAACAACGAUGUGAACUGCAUGAUCGACAUUGCCAAGGUGGCGGAUCUGGUGCUGCUGCUGGUGGAUGCCUCCUUUGGAUUUGAGAUGGAGAUCUUUGAGUUUUUGAAUAUAUGCCAGGUACAUGGUAUGCCCAGGAUUAUGGGGGUUCUUACUCACCUGGAUCUCAUAAAGAAUGCAAGGCAAAUGAGGAAAACGAAAAAGACAUUGAAGCAUCGCUUCUGGGCGGAGGUGUUUGCCGGUGCAAAAUUGUUCUACCUCUCUGGAUUGCUGCACGAGGAAUAUCUCCGUACGGAAAUAAAGAAUCUAGCGCGGUUCAUAUCAGUCAUGCGGUUCAGGCCCUUGACUUGGCGUACUACCCAUCCCUAUUUACUUGCUGAUAGACUGGAAGACUUGACGUCGCCAGAACUGAUCAGGAAGAAUCCAAAAGUUGACAGAAAUAUUUGUUUGUAUGGAUAUGUUAGAGGAAUACCUUUGAAUAAGGAUACAUCCAUUCAUAUACCCGGCUGUGGAGACAUGAAGAUCAAGGAUGUGAACUUUCUGCCGGAUCCAUGUCCACUUCCAGAACACAUUAAGAAACGAGCCUUGGUGGAGAAGGAACGGCUAAUUUACGCGCCGUUUUCUGGAGUCGGUGGUAUAGUUUAUGAUAAGGAUGCCGUUUAUGUGGAACUGGGCGGCAGCCAUUCGUAUAAAGAAGAAGACACAGGUUUGGCUGGUGCUCUAAUGGAUACACAAGAGACACUGGACCAAAAAUUGCAGCACAGCGAGUUGAAAUUGUUCAGCGAUGCCGCGCCUAUAAAAUCACAAGAUGUGAACGAAAGUAUGGCUUCUUAUACAGGUGAAUUGGUUUCAGAGAAUGGAAGAGUUCGACGAAAAGUGAUAUUUAAAGACGAAACGGAUAUAAAAAAUAUUUCGAAUAAAAAUGACGAUAAUCUGAUAAAACAUGAAGACGAAGACAGUGAAGAUGACGAAAAUAAUGAAGAUGACAGUAAUGAUGAUAAUGACUACAACAUGGACGAGAAUGAUGAUGAUGAUGAAUGGAGUGACAUAGAUAUUUUAGAAAAAACUGAAAAAGGUGUUAAAAGAAAAGGUACUGACGAAGGCAACAUACAAAAGAAAAAGAAGAGAGACUCGAUUAAUUCAACUAUUGAAAACGAUGUAAAUCUCGACGACUCUGAGUUAACGAAUGAUAAGAAGAUGGAGGCUCCUCAGCAAGAAAAUGCAGGAGUAUAUCAUUCUUUAAGUAAGGAAUCAGAUAAACUGAUAAAAAAUAAGAUCUCGGAAGCAUUGAGUCUUUUGGAGGCAACAAAGAAAAAUGUGAAGCAGGAUGUUGACGACGAAAGUUUCGACGAGCUCAGCGAUGAGGAUUCGCGUGCAGGAUUAGAAAUGGACGAUGCAGAUCGGUUAAGCGAUUUCGAAGACAUUGCAUCCGAAGAAGAAGAAAAGAAAGAUGAUAUCAAGAUAAAUGAAAGUGAAGAAGUUCCGGAUGAAUUGAAGUGGAAGAGGAAUUUAACAGAGAAGGCGAGAGAAGCUUUCAUAAAUCGCCAACAAAACAACAAAAAUUUGAUGAAAAUUGUUUAUGGAGUAUUCGACAAAAGUAAUAUGAUUGAAGAGGAAGAGGAUAAGGAAGACGAGAAGCUCGAUCAGGAUAUUGGCGGAAUAUUCCGCGUAAUUCAAGAACAGCAGAGACAGAAAAUACAGCAGCGAGAAUUGCAAAAUCAGGAGGAAUCAGUAUUCUUCUCGAUGGAGAAUCCGCGCGAUUGGCUGAAGGAGGAGAACAAAGCGUUAUUAAUCAACCGUUUCGUUACGGGCAAAUGGAAGGAAUCGGAGGACGCCGAGGAGCUUUUAAAGCUGGACGACGAGGAUUUAUACGGCGACUUUGAGGAUCUGGAGACCGGCGAGAAGCAUAAAGCAGAGCAUCUCGAAGAGUUGCCGGUGGACGAAGUAGAAGACAAAAAGAAGCUCUUGGAAAAGAAGAAGAAGCUGAAGGAGCAAUUUAACGCGGAAUACGACAAUACGGAAAAGAAAACGUACUAUGACGAGCUGAAGGAUGAGGUAGAGAGACAAGCUGGAAUCAACAAGUCGGAGUUUGAAGGGCUGGAUGAUGACAUCAGGGUCCAGUUGGAGGGCUAUCGCCCCGGCAUGUACAUUCGUGUGGAAAUCGAGGCAGUGCCGUGCGAGUUAAUUACGCAUCUCGACCCGACAUAUCCGAUCAUCAUAGGUGGUUUGUUGCAUGGUGAAGAGAACAUUGGCUACGUACAAAUGCGGAUCAAGAAGCACCGAUGGUACUCAAGGAUCUUGAAGAGUCGCGAUCCACUUAUAUUCUCCAUAGGCUGGCGUAGAUUCCAGUCGCUGCCGAUUUAUUCCAAACUGGAGGACAAUUUGCGUCACCGAAUGUUAAAGUAUACGCCGGAGCAUGUGGCAUGCAUGGGUCACCUUUGGGGCCCAAUUACGCCGCAGGGUACCGGAGUUCUGGCGGUGCAGGACGUCGCGAGUAAAGAACCAGGUUUCCGCAUCGUAGCGACUGGCUCGAUCGUGGAGUUGGACAAGAGCACGGAGGUAAUGAAGAAGCUCAAGCUCAUCGGCGUACCUAUGAAGAUCCACCGUAAGACAGCAUUCAUUAAGGAUAUGUUCAACAGCGCCCUUGAGGUCGCCAAGUUCGAGGGUGCCCGAAUCAAGACAGUCUCGGGCAUUCGUGGUCAGAUCAAGAAGGCAAUCUCCAAGCCAGAGGGCUGCUUUCGCGCCACGUUCGAGGACAAGAUAAUGUUAAGCGAUAUAGUGUUUUGUAGGACUUGGUAUAAGAUCGACGUGCCACGCUUCUACAAUCCAGUAACGUCGUUGCUUCUGCCACUUGCGGAGAAGAGUCGGUGGUACGGUAUGAAGACUACAGGUCAAUUGAAGCGAGAAAAGAAUAUCCACGCUGAAGCUAAUAUAAAUUCGAUAUAUACACCGAUCAAACGAGAUGUUAAGGUGUUCAAACCACUGUUCAUUCCGCGCAAGUUGCAGAAGGAGCUCCCAUACAGAGACAAACCCAAACUCGAGUCCGUGCCGCACUUACGCAAGCCCAAGUUCAAGCAAGGUCGAGUUGCCGUGGUACGUGAACCACAAGAACAGAACAUCGCUCGUAUAAUAAAGAUGAUCAGAACGAAUUACGCGAAAAAGCAGAAACAGUCGAAGGAGGCUAUGACGAAGAGAAUAACGGCAUAUCAGGCGCAAAUCAAGGAGGAGGAAGCCAAGAAAUUAAGGAAGCAAAAGCAGAUGAAGAAGGAAAUCUUUAGGGAUCUCAAUAAACUGGAAAAGAAAAAAAGUCGAUAAGGCUUCUGAGGUAGAAUAGAUUGAUAUUUAAAAAAAUUU